AUGGAAGUCGAAGUUUUAUCUGAAGAAGGUUCAGUGGAAAGUUCCAAGGGCCUCAAAUUGUUCUACAAAUGUUGGAAAUUAAGAGAUACGCAACCUCGGUAGGUAAACUGCCGAGUGUGCUUGUAGAUCGCGUACUGUGCUCCUUCCACGAUCCGCACCCUCAUUCUCUUCCUAAGGGCUGUCGAGUGCAGUUUCUGGUGGUAAGAAAUUAGCAGGCGUUGAACUCGUUGGCUCCAAAGGUCUGUUCUCAAAAUCGCGGUCGCGGCUUUGAUCCUCAGUUUCUAUGAUGCCAUAAAAAAGGAAAUAAACUUUGACAUUUAAGCCUGUUUGUCACAUAUAUAUCUCCUGACAAAUUGAAGCGUGGCAAAAGCUUGUAAAAAAAAAUGAAAAAAAAAAGGUUUAUCCUCUCUUUCUAUGUAGGUAUAUAUAAUGUGCUUAACAUUUAAGUUAUUUAUUCCUCUUUCUUAUUUUCACACUAACAUGUUGGUUUUGAUGUAAUCUAGUGCAUUGAUAUUUGUGAAUCAUGGAGUUGGAGAGCACUGUUCAAGAUAUGAGGAAUUUGCGCAAGUGUUAGCUAAGCAAGGAUUUCUUGUUGUUGCACAUGAUCAUGGUAAAUUUUGUCAGCUUUUUAGUAAAUAUUGAUAUGACUGCCUUGUUUCUGUUUCAUUCCAGGCCGCAACUAUUUCAGUUUCUUUAUUUCCUUUCUUUCCUUCUUUUGUUUUCAUUUGUCUACUUCUCCGUCUCCCUUCACCAGGUUUCUUCUUAUUUUCUCUUCAUAUUUUACUCACCUGUUUUAAUUUUUUUUCUGUUCUUUCCUACUACUACCCUUAAAUGUAAACUUGUAUAUUUCUUUUCCUUUGUCAGAAUACUUCUUGGUUUGUGGUUUGCUAUUCUUUCUUCCAUUGUCUUUUUUUUCCUUACUUUCACUGACUUCAUCUUUCCUCUCAUUCUCCUUCCAUUUCCUCAUCAUCCUUCUGUUUUACUCCAUUCCUGUCAUCCUUCUGUCCCUCUUCUUGUUUCAUCCCUUUCUGCCCAUCAUCACAUUUUCAGUUCCAUUUUCUUACCACCCUAUUUCUUUCUUUCUUUCCAUUUUUAUACUCUUUCCAUUUUCCUACAGUUUUCUUCUCCCCUUUUAAAACUACCAGGUUCAAAAAUGAUAGCCUUGAAGUCCAUAAAAGUUUAUGUAAGUGUUUCACACCUUUGUUUGCCUUUUUAGUGGGUCAUGGCAGAAGUGAAGGUGAACGUGUACAGAUUUCUUCCUUCAGUAUUUAUGUCGCUGAUGUGUUAAAGCACAUUGAUGAGGUGUUACUGAACAAUGCUGGAUUACCCAUCUUUUUGUUUGGUCACUCCAUGGCAAGUGCAUUAUUCGUAGUUGAUUAUUUGUAAAAAUGUUACACCUGUAAAUUAAGUAACAGUUACCUUUUCCCUCUACUUCAGUCUAUAAAAGUGUAAGGAUUGAUUGGUACAUGAUCAGGGCUGGGUUUUGUUAUUUUUUAAAAGCAGUUACGUUUACAGCUGUAAAUGGUCACCCAUAACAUUAUAUUUGCAGUGCCAGUAUGUAUUCCCCAACUUACACUCAGAACAUCAAGCAAGUUCAUGACAUCUGUGAGUGGUAUUACGUAUUUACUGCCGUUUAAUGACAGCUUAGUUUAUCUUAUAUUAUUUUAUAAAACCCUGUUUUCUUUAGGGAGGCACCAUUGCAAUCCUGUGCGCUAUGGAAAGACCACAUUUCUUCGCAGGAACUGUACUAUGUGCUCCUGCAAUUUUAGCAAAUCCAGAAACUGCCACGCCCUGCAUGGUAAGUCUCCCUUAAACUAAUAAAGGUUCUCUGGAAUGUCCCCAAAAGAAAAUCACACCUACACCAGUUACUCACAGAAAAUGAUAAUUUUUUUAGUGGGAUAAUGAAUCAAUGGUAUUUAUUCCUCAAAACUCUUGAUUGACAAUAAGAAACAUGUGAAACAAAGCUGUGGGUUAAUAUACUUACUGAACAUGCACUUUUUGGGACCUCAAAAUUACAAUUUUGAUGGAGGACUCCCCCAAUGGAAGGGAUGUGACCCUGCUCUCAUACCUAGCCUACCACCACGCAUGGCUGCACUGCAUGAAAGAUGUUCUGUUCCUUUUGAUGUGAUCUGUUAUCAUCUGCUUGAAUCUUUCUCCCUUCACCUUUGAUUUUUCUGGAAAAUCCUGUCGGUUUGUACAGAGUGUAUGAUCUGUCAACUGCUCUUAAUGGUCUGUAACAGUGCAGCAGUGCUGGACAUGAUUGGUCAUGAUUAUUUUAAAAAAUUGUGACCUGUGCUAUGGUAGAGCUCUGAACAGGUGCAUCAGUACCCAUUAAGUUUUUCAGCGUGGAGACAAAGAGAAAUGUAAAUGUGGGUGAAGACAAGGUAUUAUUAACUUAUCUUGUAUUUAUCAGAUAUUUUUAGGGAAGAUAGUAUCACAUAUCGCACCCUCAUAUCAAGUAGUUGGAUCUGAGAAUCACUCUGCUCUUAGUCGGGAUCCUGACCAGGUGAGACCAUCAUGUUCGUCAUUCUGUUGGUUAGUUUAAGUGAAAAAAGAAGAAAAUAUGUUCAAAGUUUGUGACUUGAAUUCUUAAGUCUACAUUUGAGUGAUCAUAUUCUAGAAUGAAAGUGCUCAGAACAAUUUUUUCCCCUUUCAUCAUAAAAACAGAGUUACCGUAUGAAUAUUUAAAUAAUAAUAAUAAUAAUGUUAUUGUAUUCAGACUGGACUGUAGAUUAUAGAUUGUAAAAAAUUACAAGGCAAUUUGGAAGAUGAAUCUUGCAUUAAAUGGUUACGACUAGGAACUUUUUUGGGGAACACAUCUCAUUUUGCUCAAACUAAGACCUACUCUACAUGAAGUCACACAAUCCCUGGAGAAAGGAAAAAAUGUGCUGUUUUUCCUUUUUGGGUAAAGGGUGUGGUAACACAUAGGCUAAAAGAGUACACCAUACAUGUAAGUCCAGUGGGAAAUGAAAUAUAUUCAUAACAUGUAUAUCUCUGUCCAGAAGUUCUUAUGUGACUUCCUCUUUGCAUUUUUGUUUUUGAAAGGUUGCAACUUUAAGUAUGGAUCCUUUAGGAUGGAAAGGUGGCUUGAAAGCCAAGUGGGCAAUGUCCAUGCAUGAUGCGAUGGAAAAAGUGAAACACAAUUUACCAAGAAUUGAAUGGCCAUUUUUAGUGUGUCAUGGUGAUGCUGACCAGCUUGCAAUGGUUGAAGGAUCAACGAUGCUGGAACAAAAGGCAGCAAGCAAAGAUAAGACUAUAAAGGUAAUGGUAAAAUGAUUACUAAUUUGUCUUAAAUAAAGUGGUUUUUAUGUAUUCUGAUGACACCGGUAAUAACUGACCCACAGACUCAAAGGAUACAUUCACAUGGAACCAGAGUAAUUUUUGACUGGGCCCUUUGAUCACAGUACUCUGCAAGCAGAGGUUACAUUUUCGCUGUGUGAGCUGUUGUGUGAAAAGUAGCCUCCGCCGACAACCGUUCAAUUUUCAUCCAGACCCUGAGAUAAGUGGGGGGCCCGGUCUCCCCAAAAAAAUUGAUAAGUUGAAGGAGGGGGGGGGCUGGGUCCCUCCCCUGAAUCUGCCACUGCACUAAAAACUAUAAAAAAUAUUAAAUUUUGUGUUUUUAUUACCUCACAGAUUUACCCUGGUUUUUAUCACAAGCUUUUAAAUGAGCCAAAGGAAGAUGCUGCACUUGUCAUAAAUGACAUACUGUUAUGGUUGAGCCAGAGAGUGCCAUGA
Messenger RNA from Porites evermanni, 3735 nucleotides. The record is from the annotation of a GenBank genome assembly. NCBI's taxonomy places the organism in Eukaryota, Metazoa, Cnidaria, Anthozoa, Scleractinia, Poritidae.